UGUUCAGUAGCCACCGCCAUUUUGUCAGGUUAACAUUGAGUAAAAUUGUGUAUAAAACUUUAUUAAAACAUUAAUAUUUUGGCAUAAUAAUAAGCCAAAAUAAACGGAUUUAAUUAACGUGUGGUGUUUUAAACAAAUGGCUUGUUUGAAUACACUCAAACAAGAGAUAAAAACUCUCGAGGCACUAUUUCCAAAAAGUCAUGAACGUUUUCAGAUAAUGUCUGCGAGUGUCGACGAACUCAGCUGCAGAUUCAUUGGUAAAAAUGGAAAGAAAUAUGAAAUUCACGCUAACAUUACAGAAACUUAUCCUUCAACACCACCAGUAUGGUUUGCUGAAUCCGAAGAAACAAGUGUUACAAAUGCUGUACAAAUAUUGAGCAAUACAACAGGACGUGAUAAUCAUGUUAUAAUUCAAGUUGGAAUAUUAUUAAAAGAAUUAUGUCGUCUUCAUUCAUUACCAGAACCACCAGAUAUAGAAAGGCUAAUAACAGCACCAGAUCCAUUACGUUUGGGUGGUAAUAAUGUUGUUGUAGCACAAAGAAUGGAAGCUGAAGAUACUGAAGAUAUUGAGGAAGAUGAAGAGAGUGAAUCAGAAGAAGAUUUACAUUUAGAUAUGGAUGAGGGUGAAGCUAAUGCAAAAAGCAAGGCUGAUGAUAUGGACCUGGAACAUUUAGCAACAUUAGAAAGGUUGAGACAAAAUCAAAGACAAGAUUAUUUAAGAGGUUCAGUGUCUGGUAGUGUACAAGCAACAGACAGGCUCAUGAAAGAAUUGCGUGACAUAUACAGAAGUGAUAGUUUUAAAAAAGGAAUGUAUACUGUAGAGUUAGUUAGUGACAGUCUCUACGAAUGGAACAUCAAAUUAUUAUGUGUUGAUCCUGAUUCACCUCUUCACAAGGAUCUUGCUUUACUCAAAGAAAAAGAAGGAAAAGAUUGCAUACAACUUAACAUGAUAUUUAAGGAAACAUAUCCAUUUGAGCCACCUUUUGUACGAGUUGUACAUCCAAUAAUUUCUGGUGGUUAUGUACUUGUUGGAGGAGCAAUAUGCAUGGAAUUAUUAACAAAACAAGGCUGGAGUUCAGCUUAUACUGUCGAAGCAGUGAUAAUGCAAAUAUCAGCAACACUGGUUAAAGGAAAAGCACGUAUACAAUUUCAGGGUGCAAGUGGUACCAGUAAAGUUUGUGGUGGACAACAAGGUCAAUAUAGCUUGGCACGUGCACAACAAUCCUUUAAAUCUCUAGUUCAAAUACAUGAAAAAAAUGGUUGGUAUACGCCGCCAAAAGAAGACGGCUAGUAAUGCAAUAUAAAUUAUGUAAAAAAAAAAAAAAACAAACAAACAUGUGCAGAAAAACGAAAUAGUUGACAUGUGCUUACAAUUAAGACUUUUUAAAAACAAAAAAAAAAAAAAAAAACAAAUCAAGUGUAAGUCCAACAACGUAAAUGUAAUAAUGAUUUCGUACGCAAACACAAACAUUAAUUUUAGAUAAAACUAAAAAUACUGAAUUAAGCAUAUAAUAAUAAUUAUUAUUUCUUUUUUUGAUUGCUAUAAAAAGGCUGCCGUGAAAACAGUCAAGUGUUUGAACUUGUAGAUAUCAAUGGUGAUAAGUUAUUGAAUCGCAAUUUAAUAAUGAAAAUAAUAUUUCAUUGAAUGAAUGUUACUACGUGUGAUUAGAAUGUGAAUAUCUUUGUUUAUUAUUUUUUUUUCUUUUUUUUUAUUAAUAUUUAAUAGUUAAUUUAAUUUGUUUUUUUUUCAAAUAAACAAAUAAAAUAUUAGGCGCCAUUAAAAUUAAUUCAUUAGUUUAUUAUUUUCUUGCCUUUUUUAUUUGAAAUUUAUUUUAUUACUCAAUCAGCAUUGAAAAUCAUUUAUCAUAUUUUAUCAAUGCUGAGUUUGAAAAUGUAUUAUACUGAAACCAGUAAUCUAAAUCAUUUAUUAACAUGCAUUUUUUACAUUUUCACAUUAGUUUAUUAUUAUUAUUAUUAUUAAUUAUUUUGGUCUGUAAUUAAAAAUGGUUGCGUGACCUUAUUCAUUUAACAUUUUCAUGAUUUUAAAAAUAUUAAGAACGAGAGAAAAUGAUGACUGAGAUAGUAUGUCUUUUUUUUUUUAUGAUUUUUUUUUUUCUUUAAGAUGUGUGUGGUCACGCUUGCGUUGACUAUUAUAAUUACCAAGAUAUAUAUAUAUUUUUUUUUCUCAACUAAAAUAUGAUUAUCGAGAGUAUGAGUUUGACAACGUCAAGUAGUGCACUGGCAUGACGAUUAUUUAUCACACAAUGAUACGAACCUGCAAAUAAAUGAAAAUAUAAAAAAUUUAAAAUAAUGUAUAAUAUUAAACGACAAAUGGCGGGUGAAAUAUCAGCUGCUCACAUUUAUUUAUUAAAUAAAAAAAUUGAAAAAUACAAAAAAAAAAAAAAAAAAAUGAAAAACCGGGA
Molecule: messenger RNA, 2423 nt
Organism: Aphidius gifuensis
Lineage: Eukaryota; Metazoa; Arthropoda; Insecta; Hymenoptera; Braconidae
Product: ubiquitin-conjugating enzyme E2 Q2
Exons: 6
Coding region: 137-1291 (384 amino acids)
Biological process (GO): protein polyubiquitination
Cellular component (GO): nucleus
Molecular function (GO): ubiquitin conjugating enzyme activity
Source: RefSeq, a predicted model, not a curated record